Molecule: messenger RNA, 5539 nt
Organism: Microplitis mediator
Lineage: Eukaryota; Metazoa; Arthropoda; Insecta; Hymenoptera; Braconidae
Exons: 4
Coding region: 255-5195 (1646 amino acids)
Biological process (GO): tRNA methylation
Cellular component (GO): cytosol
Source: RefSeq, a predicted model, not a curated record
UAUUAACAUGAGUAUACAUGCGCAAGCUGCACAAGUAUAAAACGUGUAUAUUCCAACCUAAAAACGUCUAGCAGCUAAUAAAGGAAUAAAAGUAAUAUUAAUUCUGGUUAUGAAGCUAACAAUCAAAUAGUCAAAGGAAUUUUUUUUAAUGAAAAUCACAAUACGGAUUAAGGAUGAGUUGUUAAUAUUCAAAUGAUUUAUUAAUUAUUAAAUUUCAUCGUGUACGAUUAUGAUUUAUAUUAUAAAGAAAAAAAAUGGAUAAUCCACAUGGAGCUCAAGAAAUUUUCGAAAAGGAUAACGGAAAAACAUUUAAACCAAAUGAUAUAUUGUUAGAAUUGCAAUCAUUUAAAUACAAUAUUUCCAAGCAACAGAUAAAUAAUAAAAUAAAAAUUUUCCAAAAAUUACUAAAUGCUCCAUUCAAAAUAACUAAUUGUAACUGGGAGCCUGUAUUAUUGGAAUUAAUAGAAAUAAUAACUUUAAAUAUUAAAAUACGUGAUACACAAGUAUUACUAGCAUCGCACGUUCUUUUUACAAUUUUUACUAAAACUUUUACUAGUUUACAAUUAAAAAGUACUCUUGAAAAUUGUUUGAAUCUACAGAGUCAAAAAUUAAUUAUAUUUAAUAAAGAAUUUAGUAUUAAUGAUUUAGAAUCUUUCAAACUUACAAUUAUUUAUGGAUUUUUUCUUGUUAUUAAUAAGAAUUCAGUAUAUUUUCCUGAUAUUUAUAUAAAUUCAUUUGAAAUAAUCCAAAGAAAUUGUUUCACAUACUCAAAAUACAAUUAUUUUGCUUUUAAUUUGCUUGGAAUUUGGCUAGAAAAAACAAAUAAAACAAAAUUUUGGGAAGAAAAUGAUUUAAAAAUCGAAAAAACUUUGGAAUCCAUUAUUUUUUCAAAUUGGGAUCACAGUAUUGGUGAUGUUGCUAAAUUAAAUGCUUCAAAAAUAUUUCCAAUUUAUUUAAAUAUUAUGGAAAAAAAAUAUUCUGGGUAUUUAAAAUACAUAUUUAACAUUUGUAAUAAAAAUUUGUCAUGGCAAAGCGCAACAAAAUUUAUUAUUUUAUCUGAAAUAUGUAAUAUAUGGACAGAUUGCUUUAUUUUUGAUCAAUUUGAAUUUAAAAUAAUCAUUAAAAGUCUUGCAAAAAGUCACUUAAAACACGUAUCAACAAAAUUAUACCUUGCAAUUAUUAAUAAAAUGAGUGAAAAUAAAUGGAUUGAAUUUAUAAUGGAAGAUUUGUGUUUAACUGCUGAAAUAUGGGAAAGAGAAAACAAUCUAAGUGCUCUACAAAAUUUAUGGGAUUAUUGGAUGAGAUACACGCUAAAUAAAUUUAAAAAUAUUACAAUACCGCUACUUUGGGAACGUUUUUGUAAAAAAAAUAUGAUUGUCUGCCAAUCAUAUUUAGCACGAAAAGCCAAUGAAUUGGGAAAAUCAUGGAUUGAAUUGAAUUCUGAAAAUUUAAAAAUAAAUCAUGAAAAUAAAAAUAAUAUCUCACAAUGGACUUGCAGCAAAACAAACAAUAUUCCUUCAAUUAUUAAUGAUGGACGAGAUUGUGUGAAAUUGAAUAUUUUUGCUAUCCAAUGUCGUAAUAAUAAUAAUAAUAAUAGCUAUGGUGAUAUCAAUAAUUAUGAAUUUAUAAAACAUUUUUUAUAUUUUAAUGCUAAUACAUGUUCAAGUUCAUUAAGAAAAGGAAUAAUUUAUCAUUUUGAAAUUAUUAUUAAAAGUUGUCUACAAUCACAUGGCUUAGAAGAUUUUAAUUUUAUUUUGUGGUUAAAUAAAUUUAUUUUUGAUUGUUUUGAACCUGGAUCUUGUUAUCAGAGGAAAAUUGUUGGUUUAAAAUUAUAUGAAAUUAUUUUACGAUAUUUAAAAACAACUAAAAGCAACAGUCUUUCAACAGAAGAUAUGGAGAAUAGAAAUAAAUCAUUCUUUGAUAAAGAUUAUUUACUCAUUCUUUUAUACUUGUGCUUGGAUCCUAUUGAUGAAAUAAGACAAGUAUCAUCAGACAUCAUUAUUUGUUACUUUGAUUUAAGAGUUUUAACAAUCGAAGAAAUAAAUAUAUUGAUUAAAAAAUCAGAAUCGAUGAAAACUUCAUCAAAAUUUUAUGAAAUUUGUGGUGGUGUGAAACUGUUAUCAAUAAUAACAACAAUUCCAAAUGAAAAAAAUCCAUUUUAUUGUAAUAAUAAAUUUAUUUUAUAUGAAAAAUUUUUUAACAAUGUUGAACAUAGUCUUGAUUCCAUUAAAAAUGAUCUUUUAAAAGGUUUUACUGAGGGAUCUGAUUUAAACGGAUCACUUAUGAGUAUUAAAGAAUUAUUUUCUAAUUCAAAUACUUUUAGUGUCCCUGAUAAUUAUACCAUAAAGUUAUUAAGUCUUUUAGAAGACUGUACAACAUUUUUAAUCUCAGCAUUAUCACCAAAAUCAUCAGAAAUUUAUUACUCGGCAUCAUUUGCAGAAAUGGGAAUCGCAAUAGAAGAAACAAUUAAAAAUAGUGAAAUUAAUGAUGAACUUGCUGACAACACAAUAGUUUCUCCAGCGCAUCAAAUAAUUAUAUCAAGUAUUUGGAUGGCAUUAAAAAAUAUAUGUGAAUUAGCAGCUACAAUUUGCAGCAGCAGAACAUUAACAAAAUUGGAUUACAUCAAACGUUCUUUAGAUUUAAUUAUAUCUGUUUUAAUGAAAUGUCGGCAUAAAGGAGCAAUUGAAGCUGCUGGAUGUGCUCUAGGGACAUCGAUCCAAUCAUUAACACAAAAUGAAAAAAAUAUUUUUUUAUUUGAUUCAUAUUUGAAUAAAUUAUUAAAUUUAGAUAAUGAUGAUAAAAUUGAUUUAACACGUCGUGGUGCCGGAAUGUCUAUUAUGUUUCAUAAAAUGAUUGCUAAUUAUGACAAAAAUACACGAAGACUUUUACAUAUUGCUUUAAAUAAAAUAUUAGAAUCAUUGACUGAUUUCGAUAAUAAAUAUAAUAAUUAUUUAAAUUUAAAUAAAGAUUCUCCACGUGCUCGAUUACUACAUUUUUUACGUACCAUUGUUGCUGAUAAAUCAUUGCAUAUUGAUUUAGUUCCUUAUAUGGAAAAAAUUUCAAUGAUUUGUUUUGAAUAUUUACUAUCAUCUGAAUGGGCAAUCAGAAAUGCAAGUCUUCAACUUUUAGGAGCAGUAAUACCUCGAUUAGUAGGUCAAUCUGUUGAAAAUGAAAUUAAUUUUGGUACUGGUUAUUCAAUAAAUCAUUUUGUUACUCAUUAUCCAAUUUUAUCAGAAUUUGCUUUAAAUCAAUUAAAAGAUAAAUCAGCUUUUAAAGUUGAUGGUAAUAUUGUCCCAGUUCUUACAUUACUAUCCCGAUUGUCUAUUGGUGGCUGUGAAUUUACUGAUUAUUCUUCGGAAAAAUAUAUAAGUGAAUUAAAAAAAUAUCUUAGAUUAUUAUUUGGUCAUUCAGUUGAAAAUGUGAGAUAUUUAGCAGCUAAAUUAUAUGCUGCUUUAAUACCAAUUCAAAAAAUUAAUAGUGAAUUAUUUAAUAUGAAAACAGAAGCUAUUAUAAAUAAAAGUAGAAAUUUUAUUCAUGGACAUCUUUUGGCACAAAUUUGCAUUCAACAAUCGGGUGAUUAUGCGGGAAUUUGGAUGGAAAAUAUUUCUAAUAAUUAUAGUACAAAAAAACUUAUAAAAAAAUUUAACAAUAUUCAAAUAAAAAGAGCGAUUUCUAUGAUUAAUUAUUGGACAAAUGAUGACGAAAUGUAUAAGAAACCUCUUUGUACUAUUAUUGAAACAACAUUUUUACAAAAUAUUAUCAUGUUACCAAUGUUGUAUGCUGAUAAAAUGAGUAUUAAAAGUUUAUUGAAAACAUUUAUUGAAAUAUUUAAAAGUAAAAAGAAUAAUUACAUCGGACAUUCAGAGAUGAUUAAUUACUUAUUUAAACUUAACUUCUUGUUAAUCAAACUUAUUAAAAUUGAUUGUCUUUCUGAGUAUCUCAACCAGUCAUAUAUUUAUGAAAUUGUUUCAUCAGCCAAUGAAGAUGUUAUAUAUUAUUUUAUUAAACAUUUACGCCUGACACUUAUAAAUCAAAAAUUAAAUUUUAAAAACUUAAGUGAAUCAAAUUUUAUUGAGAAACGUUUACGUUUAUUUGAAUUUUUGUUGUCAUGUGAUAAUUUAAGUAAACAUAUAUCAAUUGAAAUAGUUAAAUUAAUUAUUGAAAUUCUGAAAUAUGAUGGAAAUAAUAGAAACGCAUAUCUUUGGUAUUCAAAUAAUAAGAUAGCUGAUAAAGUUUUAGAACUGUCGAAAAAUAUUUUUAUAAAUUAUAAUAACAAAAAAAUGCAACAACUGGCUCAUAUGUUGACUGUAUUAUGUACGCAUCAUUAUCACGAAAGUAAUAAAGAAUAUUUAAAACAUUGCUAUGACAUUCAUCAACGACUCGUUAAUGACAUUGGCAUUGCUGUUCAUGAAGGCGAUGAAGAUGAUAAAUUAUGGUCAAUUGAAUGUUUAUUUAAUUUAUCAUUAUUUCAAUUUAAUCACUUUCUUCAAACGUGCAUUAUCGAAUCAUUGAUAUCAUUAUUAUGUGUUGAAGCUAAUGAAAUCCGCACAAUGGUAUCCAGAAAAUUUCAAAAUUCUGAAUGGACAACACAAUGGGACGAUAUUAAUAAAUGUUGGAUUAUAAUUUUAAAUGAUAAUGAAGAUUUUUUACAUGAUUAUCAGUAUUUUCAAAAAUUAAACAAUGAUUAUAAAUGGAAUGAUGUAAAAAAUGUAAAACGAGAAUUAAAAACUCCCGAAAUUCAUCUUUAUGAAUUAAUUUGUGUACUUGGAUCAUUAACAUAUCAUAAAAAAUGUGAUGAUAAACCAAUACAAAUGAUACAAACUGUAAAUUAUGAAUGUAAGAUGCGAUGUGUAUUAGAUACAAUUGAUUAUUUAAUUAAAAGUAAUGAAAAUUUUACAGCCAAUAAAAGUAAUUUAGAAAGUCCAUUUGAUCACGAUGAAGUUUAUCGUGAGGAUAUUAAAAUUUUUAAUAUUUUCUUUUAUUGUAUAACAAAUCAGUCGAUUAAAGAACAAUAUAGUAACAAAUUGGUAGAAAUGAGCAGUAGUACUUUGAGAGAUUAUGUCUUAAAACUAAUUGAUUUUAAAAAAAGUAAUACUAAUAAUAUUCCUACUAUCCUUAAUUUGAAAGGUAAAGAUUAUUUAAAAUAUAAAUUGUUUAACUUUUUAGAACAUUGUAAAGUCGAACUUUUACUUUAGACAAUUAAAAAAAAAAGGAUUGAUUAAAAUAAAACAAAUUUGUUUGUAUUUGAUUUAUAUUUUUACUUUUUCUUAUGCGCCCACAAUACGACACCAUGUUGGCAGAUAUUAAAUUUAAUUAUGAUUUAUUAAUAAUAUUAUUAUUAUUAUUAUAAUUGAGUAAUCUUAAAACUAACAUAAAUUACUUAUGAAAACUCUGCUAUAAAUAAUUAUAGAAAUAAUAAAUUUAAUUUUUUUCAAUUAUUAUUGAAAAAAUUAAAAAUAUUUAUAAAAUAAAAAAUUAAAAUCUAUUGAUUGAAGUCCUCCGGACGGUUUUGUAAGUUGAGAAUAAUUAAAAAGAAUUU